Molecule: messenger RNA, 1147 nt
Organism: Emiliania huxleyi CCMP1516
Lineage: Eukaryota; Haptophyta; Isochrysidales; Noelaerhabdaceae
Exons: 7
Coding region: 1-1023 (340 amino acids)
Biological process (GO): magnesium ion transport
Cellular component (GO): membrane
Molecular function (GO): magnesium ion transmembrane transporter activity
Source: RefSeq, a predicted model, not a curated record
AUGGCUCUCACUGUGUCGCUCGCGCUCUUGGCCAAGGCGCUCGGCGCCACGCCCCGGCGAGAGGGCCGCGGCUACUCCGUCCGGACCGGUCUGCUCGCCCGGGCUCGCAGCCGGGGCUUUGCCUCACCCUCAGCAUCGGUGGAGGCUGACGCGAGCUUGUCCGUGCGCAAUUUUGGACUGAAUGAUUUUGAGAACGCGAAAAAGAGAGGCCUCAUCACACGCGCACGCAGCGAGGGGCCCCUGUCGAGCACACCAGCCUUGCCCGCGGGCGGCCCGUGCCGCCUCCACUCCACCUCCACCAGCUGGCAGAGCUGCGCGUACGAGAUCGUGCCUGCCGCGCGGGCGAGGGGGAGGAUGGGCGUGCGGCGCGCUGCGGCGCGCGGGCCUGCGUUCCGCGAGUUCUUUUUUUGGUGUGCCGGUGAUAGUACUAGCACGCGCCAGUUCGCACCUGUGUCGAGCCUGUGUGCUGACGUCGCGAUGAGCUGCUCCGCGUCCACCGCGCCUCCUCCGCCGCCGCUCGCUCCUGCGGGCGAGGACGGCAGCGGCGGCGCCAUCGGGAUAGCGCUCUGCCUCCUUUCCGUGCUGCUACUCGCCAUCGGGAUCACCAUCCAGAAAUAUGCGCUCACCUUCAUCGAGCCGCACGUGCUGCUCGGAGACUGCUGCGGCACGCAGAGUAUACGUGGGCCGCUGGCGCGCGUCCCGCGCACGCACGCCAUCUGGCUCGCGGGCCUCACCGUCUACUUUGGCGGGAACGGCGUCUUUGUCCUCGCGCUCGCCUUCACGCCCGCGUCUCUCGCGGCGGCGCUGAUGGCAACCAUCGUGGUCGCCAACGCCGCCCUCUCGCGCUGCGUGUUGCACGAGGAGUUGCGGCGAUGCGACUACCACGGCGGGGCGCUGAUUCUGGGCGGGAUAGCUGUCACGGGCUGGUACGCGCCUGCCGAGGUCGUGUCGUACGAUGCGCCCGCGCUCGCGAGGCUCCUCUCGCCGACCAGCAACCCCUUCGGCUUUGGCGGCUGGGGCUAGAUGCGGCCACCUCCGCACCCCCUUUUCUCGCGCGGUCUUUUGGCUGCGCUUUCUUCGGCCCUCGCCGGACUGCGCCCCUCUCCGGGGACGCGCCCCUCUCGCGCUCUUUCGAGACAGAGUCCGC